UUCAUGAAUUUAGAAGCACCGUUUGAAAAUGACCAGAGACUGCAAGCCCUAAAGGCUAGAGACGAAUUAACCAAACGAUUCCUUCAACUAGCAGAUGACGUGGAUGUAUCUACAAAUAAACCCGAUUGGUCAACGAAAGCGGAAGUGAUGUUACUUGAUUUCCAGGAACAGAUGUACCGAUUGACAAAAGAAUCUGGAUGGGAUGGCAUGGGUGUUGGUGACGAAUCCAAGUGGUCGUUUGCUGGUGCUUUACUAUAUGCUGUUACGGUUAUUACAACCAUAGGUUAUGGCCAUAUAGCACCUAAAACAGGAUGGGGACGAUUGGUGACUAUAGUAUACGCUAUGCUGGGUAUACCAUUGACGCUGCUUUGUCUGAGAAACAUCGGAUCUCUAUUGAGUAGCUGUGUUCGUCUAAUUUACAAAUGCACACUGACCUUGACCUUUCUGAUGUUAACGGGUUAUAUUGUUGGUGGUGCCAUUAUGUUUGGUUUGUGGGAGAAAGAUUGGGAUUAUUUGAUUGGUUCGUAUUUCUGUUUUAUUACCCUAAGUACCAUUGGAUUCGGUGAUAUCGUGCCAGGAACCAGUCUUGAUUCCUGGCGGUCACAAGAGAAGAAUAUCAUAUGCUCCGUUUAUCUCCUGUUCGGCAUGGCCAUCAUGGCGAUGUGUUUUCAUCUGGUGCAAGAGGAAGUGAAACUGAAGUGUCGACGGCUGGCGGAGAAAGUUGGUUUGUUUGUGGCGGAUAAAAACUAA
Patella vulgata (common limpet) is the source of this 750-nucleotide messenger RNA. RefSeq names its product two pore potassium channel protein sup-9. The coding region runs from base 4 to 750 and encodes 248 amino acids. Gene Ontology annotation, biological process: potassium ion transmembrane transport; stabilization of membrane potential. Gene Ontology annotation, cellular component: membrane. The transcript has 3 exons. The record is from RefSeq and is a predicted model, not a curated record. Gene Ontology annotation, molecular function: potassium ion leak channel activity. NCBI's taxonomy places the organism in Eukaryota, Metazoa, Mollusca, Gastropoda, Patellidae.